GUUAUUUAAUGACAAUAAAUUAAGAAAAACUAUAAAAAUCGUAAAUUUCUCAUUUGAGUUAUCAGUGAGUGUAGCGUCCAAGUUAAACUCUUAAGGUCAGAUAUCCUUUAAAUAAUAUUUUCUUAUAAACACUAACAUGUCUUAUAUACAUGGAGGAUAAUGAUUGGAAAUUGUUAUUAAAUAAAUUUAAUUUUUUCCCAGUUACCUUUAAAUAUGCCACUGCUCCUCCCCUCCCAAAAAAAGGCUUUGAAUAAAAUCUUAAGACUUGUAAAAAUUAUAUAUAAUAAACCUACUUUACUACAUUUUGAUUUUAUAAUUACAAGCUAAUACAAUAAAAAACUGGUUUAAAAAUCUGGUGAAAUCAAUAAAUACUAUAUGAUCAUAAACAGAAUAGUAUAGUAACCAAGUAGUUGUGUGAAAAAUAAAUAAGUGUUGUUAUAAGAACAAAACAACAAAGUUUUUUUCUGAAAAUAUGUAAGAUAACAUCAGUAUCUAUAAAUUAUAAUUAUAAGCACCUUAUAACAUACUCUACAGUAACAUUUUAGUGAUUUGGAUUUAUAAACUAUAAAAUUAAUGAUUUAACUGAUUGACAAGGCAAUACACAAUACUCGUAUGACGUUGGCAAUAAAUUCUUUACUUAUACAAGCAGGCUGCCGACUCACCAGCGGACGCUAUGGAGAAGAAUCAUUAUCGAUGUGAUGUAUGCGACAAGUCGUUUGUUAAAAGUAGCACUUGGACCAUUCAUAGAAGAACACACACGGGCGAGAAACUAUACGCAUGCGACGUAUGUGACAAGUCGUUUGUCGAAAGUAGCACUUUGACAAUUCAUAGACGAACACACACAGGCGAGAAACCAUACGCAUGCGACGUAUGCGACAAGUCGUUUGUUAAAAGUAGCACUUUGACCAUUCAUAGAAGAACACACACGGGCGAGAAACUAUACGCAUGCGACGUAUGUGACAAGUCGUUUGCCCAAAGUGGCACAUUGACAAUUCAUAGACGGACGCACACAGGCGAGAAACCAUACGCAUGCGACGUAUGCGACAAGUCGUUUGUUAAAAGUAGCACUUUGACCAUUCAUAGAAGAACACACACGGGCGAGAAACUAUACGCAUGCGACGUAUGUGACAAGUCGUUUACCCAAAGUGGCACAUUGACAAUUCAUAGACGGACGCACACAGGCGAGAAACCAUAUGUAUGCGACGUAUGCGACAAGUCGUUUGCUGAAAGUGGCAAAUUGACAAUUCAUCGACGAACACACACGGGCGAGAAACUAUACGCAUGCGACGUAUGUGACAAUUCGUUUGUCGAAAGUAGCACUUUGACAAUUCAUAGACGAACACACACAGGCGAGAAAACGUGCUUGAGUGAUGUCUGUGAAAAGUCGUAACAUUAACUUCAACGAUUUGUGAUCAAUAGAAUCUAUAUUAUUGACGUUU
Molecule: messenger RNA, 1439 nt
Organism: Acyrthosiphon pisum (pea aphid)
Lineage: Eukaryota; Metazoa; Arthropoda; Insecta; Hemiptera; Aphididae
Product: zinc finger protein 2-like
Exons: 1
Coding region: 674-1390 (238 amino acids)
Biological process (GO): regulation of transcription by RNA polymerase II
Cellular component (GO): PcG protein complex; transcription regulator complex; chromatin
Molecular function (GO): RNA polymerase II cis-regulatory region sequence-specific DNA binding; DNA-binding transcription factor activity, RNA polymerase II-specific
Source: RefSeq, a predicted model, not a curated record